AUGUUCAACUCCAUCUUCGAUGGCAGGGUCGUGGCGAAGCUGCCCUUCGUGCCGCUGUCUUACAUCCAGGGGCUGUCGCACCGUAACCUGCUUGGCGAGGAUUACACCGACUGCUCCUUCAUCUUCCUCUACAUCCUCUGCACCAUGUCCAUCAGACAGAACAUUCAGAAAAUGCUCGGCCUCGCUCCGUCCAGAGCUGCUACCAAACAGGCCGGGGGCUUCCUGGGACCGCCUCCCCAGGCAGCAAAGUUCUCAUAACCAGCGUGUGAGCGUGGCACAUCCGUCAGGGCAAAGGUGAAGUGUACGGCUUCCUUUAAGGAACAUGUGGAUUUAACUUAUGAACUGCUUUCUUUACUCAUUAGAAUUUUUCUCCCUCAAAAGUUUUGUAAACUGCUCUUCAGUGUUGCUAGUGACUGCUGUGUCUCUGAUUGCACUGUCAAUAAAGUCUUUUGAUCUAAA
Molecule: messenger RNA, 459 nt
Organism: Oryzias melastigma (Indian medaka)
Lineage: Eukaryota; Metazoa; Chordata; Actinopteri; Beloniformes; Adrianichthyidae
Product: calcium load-activated calcium channel-like
Exons: 3
Biological process (GO): endoplasmic reticulum calcium ion homeostasis
Cellular component (GO): endoplasmic reticulum membrane; cytoplasm; endoplasmic reticulum
Molecular function (GO): calcium channel activity
Source: RefSeq, a predicted model, not a curated record